This is a messenger RNA of Cricetulus griseus (Chinese hamster), 2496 nucleotides long. The record is from RefSeq and is a predicted model, not a curated record. Lineage: Eukaryota; Metazoa; Chordata; Mammalia; Rodentia; Cricetidae.
ACACGUGUGCACACGCACAUACACUCAAGCCUACCUCGCCGUCUAGCCCUGCCUCACCCGAGACUUGCUAUUUACACGAGACUGGCCCACAAUGCCUCCGCUUUCUGAGCGCUGGCAUUAAAGGAGUGCACCGCCACGCCUAGCAAUAAGACUGAACGUUUGAAAUACUUCAGCCAUGACUAAGAGAGAAGCAGAAGAACUGAUAGAAAUUGAGAUUGAUGGAACUGAGAAACCAGAGUGCACAGAAGAGAGCAUCGUGGAACAGACCUACGCCCCAGCUGAAUGUGUAAGCCAGGCCAUAGACAUCAAUGAACCAAUAGGCAAUUUAAAGAAACUACUUGAACCAAGACUGCAGUGUUCUUUGGACGCUCAUGAAAUUUGCCUGCAAGACAUUCAGUUGGAUCCAGAACGAAGCUUGUUUGACCAAGGAGUGAAAACAGACGGAACUGUACAGCUUAGUGUACAGGUAAUCUCUUACCAAGGAAUUGAGCCAAAGCUAAAUAUUCUUGAAAUUGUUAAAACUGCGGAAACGGUUGAAGUGGUCAUCGAUCCAGAUGCCCACCAUGCAGAAGCAGAAGCGCAUCUUGUUGAAGAAGCCCAAGUGAUAACACUUGACGGCACCAAGCAUAUCACAACUAUUUCCGACGAAACCUCAGAGCAAGUGACGAGAUGGGCUGCUGCACUGGAAGGCUACAGAAAAGAGCAAGAGCGCCUUGGAAUCCCCUAUGAUCCUAUACAGUGGUCCACAGACCAAGUCCUGCAUUGGGUGGUUUGGGUAAUGAAGGAGUUCAGCAUGACUGAUAUAGACCUCACCACACUCAACAUAUCGGGAAGAGAAUUAUGUAGUCUCAACCAAGAAGAUUUUUUUCAGCGGGUCCCUCGGGGAGAAAUUCUCUGGAGUCACCUGGAGCUUCUUCGAAAAUAUGUUCUGGCGAGCCAAGAACAACAGAUGAGUGAGAUAGUUACCAUUGACCAGCCUGUGCAAAUUAUCCCAGCAUCAGUGCAGUCUGCUACGCCAACUACUAUCAAAGUUAUAAACAGUAGUGCAAAGGCAGCCAAAGUACAGAGGUCCCCAAGGAUCUCAGGAGAAGACAGAAGUUCACCUGGAAACAGAACAGAUUUAGGAAACAAUGGUCAGAUCCAACUGUGGCAGUUUCUGUUAGAACUUCUCACUGACAAGGAUGCUCGAGACUGUAUUUCUUGGGUUGGUGAUGAAGGUGAAUUUAAGCUAAAUCAACCUGAAUUGGUUGCACAAAAAUGGGGACAGCGUAAAAACAAGCCUACGAUGAACUAUGAGAAACUGAGCCGGGCGUUACGGUAUUAUUAUGAUGGAGACAUGAUUUGCAAAGUUCAAGGCAAGAGAUUUGUGUACAAAUUUGUUUGUGACUUGAAGACUCUUAUUGGAUACAGUGCAGCAGAACUGAACCGCUUGGUCACAGAAUGUGAACAGAAGAAACUUGCAAAGAUGCAGCUCCAUGGAAUUGCCCAGCCAGUCACAGCCGUAGCCCUGGCUGCUGCAUCUCUACAAACAGAAAAGGACAAUUGAAACCUAGGACCUCCUGGGCAUCCAUGGCUUUUCUUAAAUAUUUGGAGCAAGCUUUGCUCUCACCUUUAUUACUGAAUUUGAAUCUUAUUUCUAGACUGUACAAUCUGAUGCAUGAUUUUUUAUAAAUAUUUCAUACUCUUGUGAAUUUGGAUCUUUUUACUUUGAGCAUAUAUUUUAGAAAAUGUAUAGUAAAGGAUCUCCGCGAUGCCUGAAAUGUGAGAGUGGGUUCAUCGUGGGGUAGUUUGCUAACAGUCAGGAAAGCUAAACUGGUCAGUAUUAAUGUCUAGCCCUACCAAAAACAGCCGUAUUCUGUGUGUGAAGAUGACAGUCGGAAGCUGUUUCCUCUCUGCUGCUUUCCAUAGAGCCUGCAAAGGAAUUCUCAGCUAAGCAUGUGUGCCUGUCUCACCUAAUCAAGCAGAGCUAGAUGUUCAUAUCAAAUAAAAUUAUAUGGAUAAUUACUGAACUAUCAGGUUAUUAAUUUAUAUAUUUACAAGGAAAGAAGAGGUUAACUGGCAGAAGAGAGUGUUGAAUGAGACCCAGGUUUAAAGCUGGCUUAACUCAACCCAUUAUUAAUGGUUUUCUGUAUAGUUUAUUCAUUAUGUCAGACCAAGGACUUAAAUUAUUUUGAGAGAGGUGUUUAAUUCUAAUGAACCAGCUAUUGCAAAAAUUUCAAAAUGAUACCAUUCUUUCAGAUUUUAAAAAGCAUACCUCAGUAAGAAAAUAAAAAUUUGGUUUAGUUUGACUUCUUUUUUUUUUUUAACUAAUCUAUAGUAGCAGAUUAUUAUGCAAUACCAUUUAUAUAUUCAUUCCUGUGUUUGCUAAAAUGAAGACUUUAGAUCAGAUAAAAGUACUUAACUUUUGAGGAUGUUAGUAAAUUACUUGUGAAUAGUUCAGCACUGUCGGUGAUCUUUAAAUAAACUUCCCCACUUGUUUCAUUUUUCCCUCUUGAA